UUUGCAUUCUGCAUUGUUGUGCACUGUGCCGAGAUCAACAUGAGGAUCAUACUUCUUUGUGUUUUGGUGAGCGUUAUCUCUGCAGACAUACCGCCAUCCAAUACCUAUGGAGCCCCAAACGGAGGGUUCUCAAACGGUUUUGGCUUUGGAGCAUCGAAUGGAGCCUCAAACGGUUUUGGUGCCCCAAGUAACGGUUACUCUGCACCAAGCAACACCUAUGGACUGCCAAAUGGCGGAUAUGGAGUAGAUCCUGAGAUUGCCGCUUUGGCCGAGAACAUUCCCGGGGGCGGCGUCCCCGGCGAGGACUACCCCAUCUUGGCUUCCGUGCCCGACACCGGCUUCUCGUGCGAUGCCCAGGCGGUGCAAGGUUAUUACGCCGACACUGCAGCUGAAGCCGGCUGCCAGGUGUUCCAUAUCUGCCAGGACCGCGCCCUCAGGCGCCAACAGGACUCGUUCCUGUGCCCCAACGGUACCAUCUUCAACCAGCAGUACCUGGUAUGUGACUGGUGGUUCAACGUGGACUGUUCUCAAGCUGAGAGCUUCUACUCCGUCAACGAACUCAUCGGAGUCGUUCCCGACGCCGGUUAUGCUUAUGCUGCCGCUACCAACGGCAUCCUCAACGGAAACGGAAACGGAUAUGGAGCCAACGGAAACGGAGCCAACGGAAACGGAAGGAAUGGAGCAAAUGGAUACGCUUCCAAUGGCAACGGAAAGAAUGGCAACGGAGCCACCAAUGGAAAUGGAUAUCGCUCAAACGGCAACGGCAACGGCGCUAAUGGCAAUGGCAGGAACGGCUAUGCUGCUAAUGGCAACGGCAACGGAGUCUCCAAUGGCAAUGGCAGGAACGGCUAUGCUGCUAAUGGAAACGGCAACGGAGUCUCCAAUGGCAAUGGCAGGAACGGCUAUGCUUCUAAUGGCAAUGGAGCGAACGGUGUCAAUGGAAAUGGUUUCAACGGCAAUGGAUAUAGAUCCAAUGGUAACGGCAAUGGAAGGAAUGGCAAUGGAAAUGGUAACAGGUACAAUGGCAAUGGAAGGAAUGGCAAUGGAAAUGGUAACAGUACAAUUGGCAAUUCCUCCAACAAAUGGAAAUGGAAGAAGUUAAUGGAAACGGAUACAACGCAAUUGCUUUUAAAGUGGCAACGGAAAUGGCAAUGGUUUUCAAUGGCACCGAAACGGCAAAUUGGAAGAAGCGGUUUCAAUGGCAAUCGGAUACAACAGCAAUGCUUCAAUUGGCAACGGAAACGGCAACGGAAGCUGCCGCACCGGCGUGCCACCUACGCGCUCCUUUCUAAAAACGGACUCUCAUCGCUUCUAAACUGCUCCACAGUAAAACCAAUCACGGCGGCCGCCAAGUGCAGCGGCCUGGGACUGUGGUGGACAGUAGAGGUACUACAGGACAUAGGGUCGUCACCCAACCGACGGUCCGAGAAUGGAAACCAUCGGUCACGGCCGCCGCACAAAGCCCUACAAAAAGCCGUCGGUCCUUGCGAGAAGUCGGAUAGAUUCCUGCCAUAUAAUAGGAGUUGCAGUAAAAAGCAAAGACGCAUGUACGCAAAGGAAAAGGACAACUCAAGAGUUCACAUAGCAAUGAGCUAUGACACAGACCCACAACUGCAGAGAAAACAAGGUCUGGAUUCCAACCGUUAA
Molecule: messenger RNA, 1647 nt
Organism: Penaeus chinensis
Lineage: Eukaryota; Metazoa; Arthropoda; Malacostraca; Decapoda; Penaeidae
Product: pro-resilin-like
Exons: 5
Coding region: 40-1647 (535 amino acids)
Cellular component (GO): extracellular region
Molecular function (GO): chitin binding
Source: RefSeq, a predicted model, not a curated record